This is a messenger RNA of Candidula unifasciata, 1152 nucleotides long. Lineage: Eukaryota; Metazoa; Mollusca; Gastropoda; Stylommatophora; Geomitridae. The record is from the annotation of a GenBank genome assembly.
AUGUUGCCAGUAAAGAGACCGAAGCUUGAUAUGGAUGACGACGGGGGGCGGCUCCGGCUGUUAGAAGAAGAGCUUCGGAUCACACAAGCAGAGGUUGAACCUAUAGAAGUUAAACGAUCUAGCACGUCGAGAACAGAGUCGGUCACCUACCGACCAACCUACCGAGCGGUUCUAGCUAAAAACGGGUAUCUUGUAAGGAAGACUUUGGGGAAUGGCAGUUACUCCAAGGUAAAGUUAGCCAUAUCUCUCAAUAAGACAAAAUCAUUUGUGGCCGUGAAAAUUGUAGAUAGAAAUAAGGCUCCCAAAGAUUUCCAAACAAAGUUUCUUCCACGCGAGUUAGAUAUUUGGCCCGGUUUGCGCCACCCAAAUAUAAUCAAAGUCAUGGAUGCUUUUGAUGAUGGGCGUCGCGUGUACAUGAUUCUGGAAUUCGCCGAGAACGGGGAUGUCUUGCGGUACAUUCAGAAAGUCGGGGCCCUCUCCGAGAACCUGGCCAAGGGGUGGACCUGGCAGCUGUGCGACGCCGUGCGUUAUUUGCAUGAUUUGAACAUAACGCAUCGGGAUUUGAAACUUGAGAACCUUCUUUUGGACAAGGCGUUUAACGUCAAGCUGUGCGACUUCGGCUUCGUCAAAGGGAACUGUACCCAGUCUAUGAGCCAAACUUACUGUGGAUCUAAAUCCUACGCUGCCCCGGAAAUUCUGAAAGGCGAACCUUAUGAUCCCAAGAAAGCCGACAUGUGGGCAAUAGGAGUGAUACUCUAUAUUUUCGUUACAGGCAAAAUGCCCUUUGAUGAAAGCAGAGGAAACAGUGGGGUGCUGGAAGAACAAAGAAAGUUGGAGUUUCCCUGGCAGAAGUACAAAAGGGUUACUUCAGAGGAGAGGUCGCUGGUUCUCAAGCUGUUCACACAUGACUUCCAGACGAGGCCCGACAUCCAUGGUGUUCUGUGCAACCGAUGGAUGGAGUCUGCUAGUUCAGUUCAGGCCAAACUAGGUGACCUGGCCACUGAGUGGAAGAACAGCCAUCAUAGUCACCACUACCACAACCACCACCACAACCACCACCACCAUCGUCACCACUCGAAGGACAAAGGAGGAGAGAAGCAGGUCGCGGAGAAACAAAAUCCAGCACCGGUCAAUCCCACGCCAGCCCAGUAG